Plodia interpunctella (Indianmeal moth) is the source of this 1035-nucleotide messenger RNA. Its product is annotated as 2',5'-phosphodiesterase 12-like. The annotation marks the transcript as partial. The record is from RefSeq and is a predicted model, not a curated record. Lineage: Eukaryota; Metazoa; Arthropoda; Insecta; Lepidoptera; Pyralidae. The transcript is spliced from 3 exons.
UAUUUUGUGAUAGUAAAUGAGGGUUUGUUUUGUAGGUUAUAAAAUAUAGAACAUUGCCUAUUUUAAUUAAAAUAGGUAAAUAGUAAUAAUAUAGAUAUAAUUCAAACGGCAUGGUUUUAAGAUUUCAAAGUUAUGUGAACAAAUUACAUACAUUGGUAUCCAUAAGCAAAACUAAAGCAAUGAAUCUAGAAAAGUGUUAUUUCAGAUACGUUCAAGACGAAGAAAGAAUUGAUAUUUCUUUUUUAUUAAAAGUUAAGGAUUCUGUGAGGCAAUUCAAUUUUAGUAGGAAACCAACAGAGCAGUUGGAAACAACUUUAAAUCGAAUCGGCGCUAAUAUUAAUAAAGUCAUUAAAAAAGGAGGUAAAAAGAAAAAUACAGAUAUACCCGACGUGGAAGUUCGAAUUUUUGAUAAUAAAAAUGAAGCAAUAGGAGCGAAGUCCACGUGUAUGGAUUUGUUUUCAUUGCAAACUCCAAUAAAAUUAAAAGUAGACGAUCAAGUGUACGAAGCCGUGUUCAACGUCCCGUGGGUGGUGAGCGUGAGCUUGCCCGCGUGUGUGCUGGCCGGCUUCCCCGUCCAGCCCGAGCACCUGGUGCUGCAGCACGCCGACCGGGGCCGCUGCAGGUAUCACUGGUUCAGAGGCCUCUCCGUCAACGACAAAGGAAAUGAAAUCAUAGAGAAUCACAUAAAAUGGGAAUUGGUUGGAGAGAGCUUCAGCUACACGCCGACUAAUGAUGACGUCGGCAAGAAACUGAAGCUGGAGUGCACGCCAGGCAAUGGUGAAACCUAUGGACCGACAGUAUCAACAGUUAGCAAGACUCUGGUGGAAGCUGGCCCAGGCGUAUGUCCAUUUGAAACUAGACACAGGUUCACAUCUACCAAGCUUAAAGAUAAAAGUUUCCGCUGUGUCAGCUACAACAUCCUGGCAGACUUGUACUGUGACUCCGACUUCACCAGGACUGUGCUCCAUCCAUACUGCCCCCCGUAUGCGCUGCAUAUUGACUACAGGAAACAGUUGAUUGUAAAGGAAUUACUAG